AUGUUUUGUAUGAGAGCCUAUGGCGCCAGUGCCUGCUGCAGGACAGACAAAUGGCUUCGAGCCUCCACCAUCCUCUAUUCUGGCCACGCACGUUGUCCAUGGAAAUGGAGUGACUGAUUUGGAUCGAGACAAUUUCAACCAACUGCUGGCUGAAGCACUAGGAACCGAUGACCAAGGUCAGCCCAAUCUGGGCGCCGACGUGGCCGUCAACCACAAGUUGAUCUGCAUCGUCUUCCAGAUCGGCAUCGAGCGUAUUCUUGAAGAAGACCCUUUCCGCUCCACGACCGCUGCAGGUAGGGGCGACUCUCAAUUCCGAACGUGCCUUGAAGUCCUUCAAGUCGCUAUCGAAAGAUCUCCCCAGGUUGUCUACGUAAAGUCAGAUGCCCAGGGCAGGCCCACCACCGGGAAUGGACGCCCUCUCUAUGCCUGGCUGAUCCCGACACUUCUUCCGUUGGUCGCCUCAGCCCAGGCAAAUGUGGCCAGGGAUGUUGUUCUCGAAUUGUUCAGUUCAAUGGUGGAAGCUGACAGAAAAUGUACAACCACGUAUUCGUGCGAUAUCGUUCUUGACUUUCUCAGGAAUUGCGUUUCCGGCAUUCUCUGCAUCGCCGAGUCACUACCGACUGCUCAGCCGAACAAAACCAUAGUCGUCGAUGGGGAAGACUUUGCCUCUACAGUUUCGAGAAUCACAAAUGGCCUCGAAAUCAACGUUCCGAGCCUCAAGUUUUCGUCCUUGCAACAGCUGUUACUCGGACUGGCCCAAGUUUUGAAAGUGGUAUCUAGAUACUCUGAAUCGCCACAAACCAAAGUUCAGUUCCGCAAAGUCUUCUCGCGAUUUCGGCAGUUCGCCGAAGAAAACGAGAACCUGAUAACGGGCAGUGAUCAUGCUGAGAAUCUCAGUCAUGAAAUCCGUAUUUUGAGUAUCACACCUCCCGCGCCGCCAAGAAUGCUGUUCAAAGACACCUACGCGCCCUGGCCUGAUGGUGACCGAGCACGGAAGCGAUUACGUUUGUCAACCGAUGCCGAGGAUGGAGUGUUGAAUGGUAGCUUGCAACAGAAAGUCUGCCGCAGACUGACCUCAGAGUUGACUGGGAGCGCAGCUCCUGAUCUUGAUGGGCUGAGCAAAACGUCAGCUGAGAACUUCAAACACCUGUCAGAAGAGAAACAGUGCAAUGCACUCGGCUUGCUAGGCCUGACCGCGUGCCAGCUUGCUUCGCCCACUUUGGAUAGCUAUUGUCCGAUGUGUGAUGAGGAUUGCGAAACAAAGGGUGCUGGUCCCAAUCCGGCUUCACCUGUGAGCCAAGAACUACUCAAGACUUUGAUUGUCCUCAUUCAGGCAAUCUCGCGCCGUUCCCGAGCCAGAAUAAUUGCCAUGUCUUCUCUCCGUCGAAUCAUCAUGCACACAAACUCGACCGAAGACUUGAAGCUCGGCCAAACACCUGCCGGUGACUGGUGUCUCCAGUCCCUCAAGAGCUCCUCCCGAGACCUGAGAAUAGUCGCAGGUAGAACCUUGCAGGCCUACGUGAUGAGGAGAAAGCACCACGACUUGUCUCUGGCGCGAGAAAACAGAAUAACGGCAUUGGACUUCCUGGACAGUUUAUGGCAGAAAGGAGAUGCUUCCCUGCAGGAAACCACAGUCAUGGCUCUCACGCAGAUGGCUAAAGUUGUCGGGGAUGAAGAACUAAACAUCAUCCUGGUCCGACUCGUGGAAUACCUUGGGCACACCAACCCAUACCUCAGUGGUUUGGUAUAUGCUGAGAUUCAGCAUCUUGCUCAAUCCUUGCAAAUCUCAGUAUGGCUCCUCUUUCGACCGUUCUGGCGGACUCUUGGUGUGGUAUUCGCCAAAUCCUUGAUGUCCCGACCGAAUAUUGCUCAUCAACUAUCCGAUCUACUGGGGAUGGACAUUACCGGUCUGAUGGGGCACGCUGCUGAAUUCGCUCUCCCUUAUCUGGUCUUACACAAAGCAAAGGAUGUGAUAAGGAAAUUCGCUGAGGCGAAUGGGCAAUCAACUACCCUCUUCGACUUGUGUACGCACAGGCAGAAUCUUAUUGCCAUCCUGUCGUUCCUGCUCGUCCAGCCUUUUCCUGAAGCGGAACAAUCCAUUAUCUCAAUCCUGUCGGACGUAUCUGAAGACUUUGGGAAGACUGACCUUGCAGAUUGGGUCGCUCUGGAUCCCAUCCACAUCACCUGCGAGCUCCUUAAGGCUAUCGGAGAUAGUGGCCAGGGCAAAUCUUCCCGGAUUUAUCGAGCUCUGCAGUUGUUGGCACAGCUGGUCGCUCGUCAACGUGGACAAUCAUCUGGGACGAGGCGCAGUGAUAGCAUGGGAACCUUCCUAGAGAAUAAUGUUCUCGCAAUCGUCACACAUUUUACUGUUCUCCUGAAUGAUCUGGAGGCAAAGGAGUCCAAGGUCGAUAAGAGGCGAUGUCUCGCCGCUCUUGGGGAGGUAGUCAAACUGGGCAAAACCCGGAUUGUGCGAGCUCUUCCUCAGAUUUGUGCUUGUCUCAGAUCCGGGUUGGACGACCCCGAUCUCUGCGACGCUGCCUUUACCUCUUGGGCUGCCAUGGUCAAAUCACUCAAGAGAGAUGAUUUGAGACCUCUCAUUGACCAGACUCUGGCUAUUAUUGUUCGAACGUGGGAUGCGCUCGACAGUCCGUCCCACCGUUUAGCACAUAACCUUGUCGGCGAUCUACUCAAAAACCACACAGAUAUCGUGCGAGAGCACUUUGCCACAAUGCCGUCAUUAGCUUCAAUUCCGGUCAUGGCCAAGUUCGAAUCUGAGAUAAUGGCCCUAAAAGGUCAGAUGGAUGAGCGUCACCAAAUCAUUGCUUAUAUCCAGAGACUGCAAGACGAGAACAUUGCCGUGGUUGAACAAGCUCUGGUUGAGUUAGCGCCACUUCUAUAUCAGAAACAAGAUCUUCUCCAGAGAUCCAUCCUCAGGGAACAACCCGAUGAGUUCGUGGCCGACUUGACUCGUGCAUUACUGGAUUGUUGCGUGAAGUUCAACACAAGCAAUGAGGUCUCAAGGCUGUGUGGGCAGUGCCUAGGCAGUAUAGGAUGCAUGGACGCCAGCAAGAUCGAAAGCCUGAGAGAUCGCAAGACAAUGGUUGUCCUUGCAAAUUUUGUAAGUGCAGACGAAGUCAUCGAGUGGAUUUUCUUCUUCUUGCAGCACGUCCUGGUCAAAGCCUUCUUGUCUGCGAAUACAACGAGAGCUCAAGGCUUCCUCGGCUGGGCGAUGCAGCAAUUCUUGAACUCUUGCAGGCAGGAUACGUCGACGGACGAAUCCGGCAACCUGGCGUCAAGCCUGUGGAAUCAGCUGCCUGAAUCCACUCAGAACGUAUUGACACCGUUCAUCAGCUCCAAGUAUACGGUGCAGGAGGUUCGGGCGCCUGAGAAAAGUCAUUAUCCUCUUUUCACCCCUGGCAUGAAGCACCGCGAUUGGCUGCGAACGAUCACAUUGGACUUCCUUCACAGAAGCACCGGAGACAACGUCGAAAUUAUCUUUUCCAUUUGUUGUCGCAUAAUCCAUGGUCAAGAUGCUUCCAUUCCAGCUUUCCUUCUGCCGUAUGCUGUGGUCAAUCUCAUUGUCAGUGGCAUAGAGCAGGACAGUCAAGAUAUUAUAGCCGAGAUCAGUUCAAUUCUCAGCCAGUCGCUAGACGAUCAUGAUCGGAGAGUGCAGGACGACAUCAAGUUGUGCAGUCAGACAGUCUUUGAAAUCCUUGACUACAUGUCUACAUGGCAACAACAGAAGCGCAAACAGUAUGCCAUGGCUCUGGCAAAGUCAGAUCGUGGACUGAAUGAUCUGCUCUUGGGCAAAGCUGCGGACCAAAUACGCAGUAUCGAGCGAGUGCUAGAGCAGAUUCCGCCUGAUGUUCUUGCUCGACGGGCCUUAGAAUGCAGAUCUUAUUCGAGGGCUCUAUUUCAUUGGGAGCAGCAUAUCCGCAAAAGCAAAAAAGACGACGUCGAAGCCGAGCUCCAGAGACUGCAAGAUAUCUAUGCUCAGAUUGAUGAACCAGACGGUAUUGAGGGCAUUUCUUCUCGGAUGCACGUACUCGAUAUUGAACAGCAAGUCUUGGAGCACAAGAAAGCAGGUCGGUGGACCGCUGCUCAAAGCUGGUAUGAAAUGCAACUUGUCGCUUCUCCAGAUGACAGUGAUGCGCAAAAGAACUUAAUGGCUUGCCUCAAGGAAUCCGGGCAGUAUGACGCCCUCCUCCAUCAUUUCGACGGCAUUAAGAGCCGCAGCAGCAGUUCCGCGACUUUACUGGCCCCUUACGCCCUCGAGGCCGCGUGGGCAACAAGCCGUUGGGAUCUGCUAUCCAAUUACAUUCCUCAAGAGGUUGGACACGACUUUUCUUCUCACGUUGCAGAAAUCAUGCUGGCCGUCAACAACAACGAUGAGGCAAGAGUCACUCAGCUACUUUCGGAAGUGUAUCGCACCACCGCCUCUGAACUAAACUACAAUAGUAUUUCUUCAUUCCAAGCCAGCCACGACACGCUUCUACGCUUGCAUGUACUCAGCGAUAUGCAAUUGAUCGCCGAAAGCCCUAAGGAAGAUCGUGCAACCGUUCUGGACACCCUACGCGGCCGUCUCGAUGUGCUCGGAUCCAACGUUGCCGACAAACAGUAUCUCUUGGGGAUCCGCCGGGCUGUAAUGUCUCUCAGACCAGAUAUGUUCGCUCUAAAUGAUGUUGCGGCCGCAUGGCUCUCAAGCGCUCGACUCGCGCGCAAAGCACGUUCAACCACCCAGGCUUUCAAUGCUGUUCUCAAAGCUUCUGUGCUAGGUGACAAGUCUGCAGCAAUUGAACAGGCAAAACUGAUGUGGUUGGAAGGGCACCACCGGAAAGCCAUCCAAACUCUUGAAGGAGCCAUCGAGUCGGGGGCAUUCGUGGCCCAUGAUUACGUGGCUGACAACGGACCGACAACAAUGACGGUGGAGCAACGCCACUCUCAAAAUGAAAUCACUGCCAAAGCACACGUUCUACUCGGAAAAUGGCUGGCACAAGCCGGUCAAACCCAAUCGGAAGUCAUCAGGAAAACAUUCAGGAAAGCAACAGAAACCUUCAGCAAAGGUGAGCAAGGAUGGUAUCACCUUGGCCGCUACUACAACAAAGUUCUUGACUCGGAAAGAGCAAUGCCUCCUGGCAAAGAGAGCCAAACCUAUCUGACGGGAGAAACGGCGAAACAUGUUAUCGAAAACUAUCUACGAUCGCUCCUCACUGGGAGCAAAUACGUUUUCCAAACUCUUCCCAAAGUAUUGACGCUCUGGUUCGAGCUGGUAGAUGGGAUGGACCUUCCAAGAGAUGACCGUCGAGGUAGCGCCGAGUUUCACUCCAAAGUUGCGGCACAGCGAAAACGCAUCAUUGAGGAGACGAACAACCAGAUCAAGAAGUAUACCGACCGUCUACAGCCAGUUUUACUCUACACCAUUCUGCCGCAGAUUGUUGCUCGGAUAUGCCAUCCCAGCAAAGUCGUCUGCGAGAUUCUCACCAGUAUCGUGGUUAAAGUAGUGAAAGCAUUCCCACAACAAGCAUUCUGGACGUUGUUGGCAGUGGUUGAAUCACAACAGAAGGAGCGGGCGAUCAAAGGUUUGACCAUUGUCAACAAGAUUGUCGAGGUCACGAAGAAAUCCAGCAAGGACUCAUCCGCAGCCGAGCUCAGGAGCAUGUUCACCAGUGGUCAAAAAUUCGUCAAAGAACUCCUUCGUGUCUCUGAAUUUGAAAUCAGAAACAAAGUCACCAAAAUCAGCCUCGCCAGAGAACUUGGUUUCAACCACAAAAUCGCCCCUUCGAAAUUGGUGGUGCCUAAUCAAGCUUGUCUCAUUCCCAGCAUGCCCACGAGCUUCGAAGCGGCACAGCUUAAAGCAUUUCGUCCUUUCGCCAAAGAACCCAUCACCAUCAGCGCCUUUGUUGACGAAGCUCUUGUGUUAGCCUCUCUUCAGAAGCCCAGAAAGCUCACUAUUCGUGGGUCUGAUGGAAACAUGUACUCCGUUCUUGCCAAACCGAAAGACGAUCUCCGCAAAGACCAACGGCUUAUGGAGUUUAACAACAUGAUCAACCGCUUUCUCAAGCGUGACGUUGACGCCGCCAAACGGAGACUCUAUAUUCGCACCUAUGCCGUGAUUCCAAUGAACGAAGAAUGCGGCUUGAUUGAGUGGGUGGACAAUCUCAAAACCUUCCGCGACAUCAUUCUCAAGCUGUACAAGGAUAAGUCCAUCCAUCCGAAUUACAUUGAGAUUCGGAAUUUGCUAGACGAAUCUUGCUCAGGAGAUCCCGAGAACGCCAAAAUCUUCACGAACAAAGUCAUCAAGAAGUUCCCACCUGUUUUUCAUGAGUGGUUCGUCGAGAGUUUCCCUGAUCCGAGCGCGUGGUUCAAUGCGCGGUUGAGAUAUACUCGAUCCGCUGCGGUAAUGUCAAUCGUGGGCCACGUCUUGGGCCUCGGGGACCGGCAUGGCGAGAACAUCCUCUUUGAAGAAGACAACGGCGGGACUUUGCAUGUGGACUUCAACUGUCUCUUUGACAAAGGCCUCACGUUUGAGAAACCCGAGAUGGUCCCGUUCCGGCUGACCCACAAUAUGGUCGACGCCAUGGGCGCGUACGGAUACGAAGGACCGUUUAGGAAGUGCUGCGAGAUCACGCUGACACUCCUGAGGUCGAACGAGGACGCCCUCAUGACCAUCCUCGAGACAUUCCUCCACGACCCCACCACGGAUUUCAUCAACUCGGCCGGACGCAAGAAAAAAGUCGUCUCGGGCGUGCCCAGCACCCCGGUCGAGGUGCUCGAGGGCGUCAGCGGCAAGGUCAGGGGCAUGUUGCCCGGAGAGUCGGUACCCCUGAGCGUGGGCGGCUACGUUGACGAGAUGAUCAGUAGGGCGACGGACCCUCGCAAUCUAUGCAGGAUGUACAUCGGCUGGUGUGCUUUCUUUUAAUGGUCGUCGCUAUCAAUUCGAGGACGCGCCGACGCCUUUUGCCUCGAGGUGUUUCGAGUGGUGGCUUAAUUUUUCAUGGCGGCAUGAUUGCGGAGACGAUAGAAAUUCCGACGGAUAGGGCAGGUGCGACCACGGAUCCUAUGGUUCAGGUUCAGGUGUGUACAGAGUAGUUGUCGCCGCUGGAGACUGGGUGUAGUUUGGAGAGCAUCAUGGGUUACGAUUAUCUUUGAACAUACGGCGGUUUUAUCAUAACGC
Cladophialophora immunda is the source of this 7174-nucleotide messenger RNA. RefSeq lists its product as uncharacterized. The record is from RefSeq and is a predicted model, not a curated record. The transcript has 3 exons. Gene Ontology annotation, molecular function: protein binding; protein serine/threonine kinase activity. Gene Ontology annotation, cellular component: nucleus. NCBI's taxonomy places the organism in Eukaryota, Fungi, Ascomycota, Eurotiomycetes, Chaetothyriales, Herpotrichiellaceae. Bases 20 to 6919 code for a protein of 2299 amino acids. Gene Ontology annotation, biological process: DNA damage checkpoint signaling; protein phosphorylation; telomere maintenance.